AUGCCUGGCCAGUUUAUUCUUUGCUCUGAAAUCCAUCCUCAGCAGACUUCUAAGGCAAUGCGUUUGCGUCUGGUGCAUACCUAUUUGGUAUUUGAAGGAACAGAUGAGAAAGUCAUUAGAAGUCGUGAAUGUGUGUUUCAUGAUUCGGCAGGGAGUUUCAUACAUGUUCAAAUACCUAAGGAUCAAGUUCAAAAGUACAGCUCUUACUUUCAAGAGGGCAAUGUCUAUGGGAUUAGGAACUUCUUAUGCAUCACCAACUACUUCAAAUAUAAAACAAGUGAUCACAAGUAUAUGACCAAGUUUAAGUUUGAUACUGCUGUUAAGCAGUAUAGGCGUAUUGAUUUCCCAGAUUGUAUGUUUCGUAUUAAAAGUUUCAGGGCUGUUUUGGAGAAGGAUGGUGUGAAUGAGAAUGAACUGUUUGAUGUAAUUGGAAGGGUUGUGGAGAUAUAUUCUCCGGUAGAUAAGGUUAUUGGUGGGAAAGCUACAAGAAAAAAACAAUUGCAGUGCACAAUGUGGGGUGGACAUGUGGAGCUUCUUAUGCCUUACUUUAAUCUGGAGUUCAGUGAUCCUGUUGUUGUUUUGGUGCAACUAUGUCGUGCUAGGUUCCUUCAAAAUGGAGAGGUUAGGAUAUCUAGCUCUUUUGAUGCAACGCAGUUGAUUUUUGACCAUUCAUCAAAAGUGUUUGCUGAUUUCAGAAAGAGUGUUGGCAGUGACUACACACCCCUUAGGUGUAAACAAUCUGAUUCUAGGUUUGGCCUUAGGUUGAAUGUGCCUAUGGUUGAUAGUGAUACUGUGGUUACUUCUAUUGCUGAAUUAUACCAGAAUCAACAGUUGGGUCAAUUCUGGGUUGCUGGGAAGGUCCUAGGUAUUGAGAACUACUUGGACUGGUUCUACUUUUCUUGCAAGAAUAAUUCUUGCAAUAAAAAGGUUAUCAAGUUGGAAAAUGGUUUAAUGCAUUGUCCGAAAUGUCUAAGGUCUUGGGGUGAGGGUAUUAUGAGAUAUAGGGUGGUCUUGCGUGUUGCUGACCAGAGUGGGGAUGCUCCUAUGCUCGUGUGGGAUCGAGAGUGUUCCCGAUUGAUUGGCAUGUCAGCUGUGGAGUUGAGGUCUAUGUACUCACAAAUGGUUGAUUUUGUUCCAGUUGAGCUUCAACAACUUGCUGGAAUGGUUUUGUUGUUUCGAGUUACUGUUUCUAAGGACCAGCUCCAGAGUUUGCAAUCACCAUUCCAUGUACUUAGUGUUUCUAUUGAUAAUGAAGUGGUUUCCCAGCACAGCUCAAGUGUGGUGGUUGACAGUCCAUUGACACAGGUUCCUCAGGGUUUAGGUCCUCAGGUGGAUGAAGGUGAUGGUUCUGAGGACUUUUGGGUAUUGAAUGAUGAGGACUGUGAUGGACUGGAUGGUAUUGACAAUGAAGUAGUGAAUGCAUCUGAUUCACUCCCUCUCAAGAGAAGCCUUCUGGAGGAAUUUGAAGACCAAGGAGUUUCUAAGAAGUCUAAGGCAGUCACUAUUAAGCAGGAGAAGUGA
Molecule: messenger RNA, 1521 nt
Organism: Ipomoea nil (Japanese morning glory)
Lineage: Eukaryota; Viridiplantae; Streptophyta; Magnoliopsida; Solanales; Convolvulaceae
Product: replication protein A 70 kDa DNA-binding subunit C-like
Exons: 8
Coding region: 1-1521 (506 amino acids)
Source: RefSeq, a predicted model, not a curated record